This is a messenger RNA of Mugil cephalus (flathead mullet), 3249 nucleotides long. RefSeq names its product chromobox homolog 4 (Pc class homolog, Drosophila) (gene cbx4). Bases 236 to 1894 code for a protein of 552 amino acids. Lineage: Eukaryota; Metazoa; Chordata; Actinopteri; Mugiliformes; Mugilidae. The record is from RefSeq and is a predicted model, not a curated record. The transcript has 5 exons. Gene Ontology annotation, biological process: negative regulation of DNA-templated transcription.
CGCACCACUGUGACUGCCCGUAUGCUCAUUGCCAGCACUGUGGAGUGUGCAAAGAAGAGAGAGAGGGAGAGAGAGAGAGUAAGAGGAGAGAGGUGGAGGGAAUAUAGCUGUAUUUGGAUACAACUGGAAAACAACCAAGCGCGCACAGCACGCACCCGAGCGGAAGGCACAUCGACGGUGCGUAGCCUGCAUUUCUCCUUCUCCCCGUCCCCACUGCGAUCGGAUUGAGCCGAGAAUGGAGCUCCCUGCCGCCGGAGAGCACGUCUUUGCGGUAGAGGGCAUCGAAAAGAAGCGCAUACGGAAGGGCAAGAUAGAGUACCUGGUCAAGUGGCGAGGAUGGUCUCCAAAAUACAACACAUGGGAACCAGAGGAAAACAUCCUUGACCCGCGUCUCCUGGUCGCGUUUCAACACAGGGAGAGGCAGGAGCAGUUGAUGGGAUAUCGUAAACGGGGGCCAAAACCAAAACAUCUUUUACUUCAGGUGCCCUCAUUUGCCAGAAGAUCAAGCAUUCCUGCAGGUUUUGAGGAAACAUCUCCGGAUGCAGACGGCAACACCAAGUCUGAUCUCAUCCAGGUCCAGCGGUCCCAGCCUCAGCAGUACCAGCUGAACAGCAAGAAGCACCAUCAGUACCAGCCCAGCAGCCAGGAGGUACCUGCUGACCAGCUAGCCAACAGCAAGAAGAAGUUCAUCUACCAGCUUAACAGCAAGAAGCACCACCACUAUGAGCCGGACCCAAAUAUGUACGAUACACAGGCAUCUAGGCUCAAAGAGGUGGUCAAGGUUCAGGAAUCAGCCAAUAAACCAUCAAAUCCCGGCUGGAACUUACCCCUGGCCCUGCAACAGAAAUGGGUCCGGGACAAAGACACAGGCUGCUUGAGCAAAGUCAAAGAGCUGGCAGUGGAAGUGAGGAAACCAGCUGUAAAAGAGGCAGAGAGUGAGCACGCCCUUAAACCUAACCCUAAGGACGCUACCCUGCCAAAUUCUGGUAACAGCAAAAUGAAGAUAAUCAAGAAUAAAAACAAGAAUGGACGUAUUGUUAUUGUCAUGAGUAAAUAUAUGGACAGCAACAAGGUUCAUGGAACAAAGGGUAAACAUGGGGAGUCCUCACGAGAAGAGAAACCCCAAAAUACCAAACCGUCAGAAAACAAUCCAGCAAAUAGAACCAAAAUGGUGGAGCACCCAGAGAACGGCAUCCCAAAAGAACUUUGUAACGGCAGUUCCCUCUCUGUCGCAGAGCAUCCCAUAAAGUGUUCCCCAAAGGACAGGCAUUUCUCCAAACCUUCGCCAAGCACAGCAGAGGAAUACAACACGGAAGUGGCUCGCGGUCAGGCGGAUUUACCGGAUGAUUUGCCCCUACAGCUGACCGCCAGCUCUCCUCCGACGUCUUGGCCCGUUGACACCAACAUCCCAACCAUAACGGCUGUCGACCAGAUCAGGAUCCCUUCCUUUCCCGGGGACCGCAAGAGAAAGCUCUCAGAUCCCGUGGAGGACAGGAGUGUUGCCAAAAUAUACUUGACUUCAAGGAGCUUCAGUGGGCCCAGCACAGUGGUUACACCACCUCAGGACAAACCCAUGGACCUCCACUGUAGCGGGACACGACAGAGUAGUACAUGCACUUACGAGGCUAUGGGCAGCCAAGAGGAGCCGAUGGACCUCAGCUGCCCUAAAGCUAAGAAGAAUGUUGAGGCAGAAAUACAGCCAGAGCCUGAGUAUGAGCCUGUGCUUGAGCCUGCUGUUAAAGAUACACCCCCUAUGACAGAGGACACACAGAAAUCCACGGAGAAAUCUACAGAAGCACCUGUUGAAAAGACCCCCUUCAUGGGAAAUAUCAUCAUCACCGACAUCACAACGAACAGUCUCACAGUCACCUUCAAGGAAUAUGUUUCUUUUUAAGAAACGGCUUAUAGCAUGGGACUACCAGUGACCGACUGGACGAUCCUGUCAAUAUGUGCAUAUGUAAAAACAUCAGAAUUUUGUAUAUAUGGAAAUUUAUAAUUUAUCAUUCAAAUCCAAUAUGUUUCUUAUGAUGUUUUAUACUGUAACUCCUCUGUGAUAUUGUAGCCAAGAAAGUGCCCUCGAGGAUUUGAGCGAAUGCGUUCAGGUGGAAGUAUCCCAGUUAAAAAAGAAAAGAAAAAAAAAAUUCUUCAAAUGGAGCUUGAUGGGAUACUUUUGCUGUUGUUUCAUACUUGUACCAAACUUUAAAACCUGAGAUGUAUGAAGGUUUAUACAUAUUUUGUAUUAAUAAUAUCUCUGAUUUUGGUCCUGAUUAGAAGGUCGAGAGGAAGUUGUUGGAGUUUACGGUGAUCAAAGAUCAAAUUGAAAGCACUUAAUUACAUUUUGAUACGUUUGCUUGUGUCCUUGCCGGAGUAACAGCUAGCCGCUAUAGUGUCACGGAUUCUUUUUGUUUUUGACAGGUACCUUUUGACUCGAUUGGCAACUUUUUUGUUGCAUGUUCUGCUCAUGGCUUGUUCCAGGAAACAAUUAGCCAUGUCAUGUGAAUUUAAAAAACAGGUGUGUCUGAAUACAGUGUAAACACAGCGACAAAUGUAGGACAGACAUGACUGUGUCAACAAUGUCCCAUUACGUUUCCGUCUCCUCGUCUUUUAGAUCAGGCAAAGCCACCAGUGGUUCACACAUUGCAACCCAAUCUAUAUUGCACAAUUCCUAUUUAGGACACAUAAUAGGAAUAAAACUUGGCAUGUACACUCUCAGAGGUCAGUUACCCAUUAUGAAAAGUUGGUCAUUUAUAAAACAUGCGACAUCCUGUUAUGAGUUACUGGUUGUCGGCGUGAUAAGAUUGUGAUUUAUUUCAACGUUGUCUCUCACGGGCGAUUCAACGCGUGCAAGCUACUCUGAUUAUGCUGCUGAAAAUUCAAAUAUCAGAGCUGUUGGAUGUAACAACGGCCUUCUACGCACAUUUAAUGCAAAACCAGUGAGAAUGCUAAAAUGGUAUAGUACUAAAAAAAAGAAGAAAGAGUGCAUAUUUAUUGACGUUCCAAAACAGUUCCAAGCUGCAUCAGAAGCUGCAAGUGAUUCCACUGAACAGUUCCACCGCUUUGAAUGAGUGUGCCGCCGUUCUUCUUCUUCCUUUUCUUUCUCCGUUCUUGUCCAGUCUUUAUUGCACUCCGUUCAAAGUGAAAAUGAUUGUCAUAAAGUCUGUUAUACUAGGAGCUGGCUGAGUUAUUGUCGUUGGCACGGCUCACUGGAUGGUAUGUUUCACAAUAAAGAAAGAGAUUUGACUUCUGGUA